Physeter macrocephalus (sperm whale) is the source of this 1966-nucleotide messenger RNA. It is a transcript of the gene VRK3, whose product is annotated as VRK serine/threonine kinase 3. Gene Ontology annotation, molecular function: protein serine/threonine kinase activity; ATP binding. The record is from RefSeq and is a predicted model, not a curated record. The transcript has 14 exons. Gene Ontology annotation, biological process: signal transduction; peptidyl-serine phosphorylation. Lineage: Eukaryota; Metazoa; Chordata; Mammalia; Artiodactyla; Physeteridae. Gene Ontology annotation, cellular component: cytoplasm; nucleus. The coding region runs from base 174 to 1532 and encodes 452 amino acids.
CAGUCCGGAGGUCUGCGUAGGCUGCGUGGGCGCAGUCCUCCCGCGAGGGAGAGGGUGCGCGCGCAGCACCUUCCGCCCAAACGGAAGUUUUCGCGGGGCAACUGAGAAGGCCACAGUUAAGAUGGAGUUUCCAGCCCAGUGAGUCUGAGGGCCAGACCGUGACCCCAUAAAGCAUGAUCUCCUGUCCAGACUGUGGCAAAGAUGUUGAAGCAACUUUCAAAUUCUGCCCCUACUGCGGAAAACCUUUGCCUACAGGGGAGCACGAGGGGUCCCAGACCUUUGUCAAGCCGUCUGUGUCAUCCUCCCAAGGCUCGAGGAGAAGGAGGAACACCCGUUCUGAAAUAUCUCCCAAGAAAGUGAGGUGGCCCAGCUGUGCUUUCUCUCCCCCAUCAUCCCUUCUCUCAGAAGGUGACAGUUCUGAAUCUGAAGAUACCUUGAGUAGCUGUGAGAAAGCCAAAGGGUGCUGGAGCAGAUCCCCAACCUCCCCGAGCAGCCCUCGGACAACCAGGCAGAGCCCUCAGGCCCUGAAGCGGAGCCGGGUGACCACCUCGCUCAAGGCUUUGCCAGCGGGGACGGUGCUGAUAGACAAGAGUGGGCGGCACUGGAAGCUGAGAUGCCUCCAGAGCAGGGAUGGCCAGGGCAUUCUCUAUGAAGCUGAGCCCAACUCCACCUUUGCCUGCGAGUCAAGUCCCCAGAAACAAAGAUUCUCACUUAAACUAGAUGCCAAGGAUGGGCGCUUGUUCAAUGAGCAGAACUUCUUCCAGCGGGCUGCCAAGCCUUUGCAAGUGAACAAGUGGAAAAAGCUGAACUCGACCCCCCAGCUGGCCAUCCCCACCUGCAUCGGUUUUGGCGUUCACCAGAACAAGUACAGGUUCUUGGUGUUCCCCAUCCUGGGGAGGAGCCUUCAGUCGAUCCUGGAUGACUGCCCAAAGCAUGUGAUGUCAGUGACGUCUGUGUUCCAGAUGGCCUGCCGGCUGCUGGAUGCCCUGGUGUUCCUCCAUGAGAAUGAGUAUGUUCAUGGCAACGUGACAGCUGAGAAUAUCUUUGUGAAUCCAGAGGACUUGAGCCAGGUGACCCUGGCAGGCUACGGCUUCACCUUCCGCUAUUCGCCAGGCGGCAGACACGUGGCGUACGCCGAAGGCAGCAGGAGCCCCCAUGAGGGGGACCUUGAGUUCAUUAGCAUGGACCUGCACAAGGGAUGUGGGCCCUCCCGCCGCAGUGACCUCCAGACCCUGGGCUACUGUCUGCUGAAGUGGCUCUAUGGGACCCUGCCAUGGACGAACUGCCUUCCCAGCGCCGAGGAUACCAUGAAGCUGAAACAGAAGUUUCUUGACAACCCAGAAGGCCUCGUGGGACAGUGCAGUCGCUGGACCAAUACCUCAGAGACCCUGCAGAGGUACCUGAAGGUGGUGAUGGCCCUCAAGUACGAGGAGAAGCCGCCCUACACCACCCUGAGGAACAAUCUGGAAGCCCUGCUGCAGGAUCUGCGGGUGUCGGCCUACGACCCCUUGGACCUCCAGGUGGUACCCUAGGUGCGUUCCAGUGGGAAGAGUUUGUGAGGCUUAACCCUCUCCCCAGCUCCCACCGCUGUUUCCACCGAAGCCAUUUGAUGUUUAUACUCCAGGGGCCAACUUCCCAGUGAGCUGCUGCCUUUUUCCACAGGAUUCUUGAACCUUCCAGCCCCUGGGCAUCACAAGUAGCACAAGUAGCAGGAACUCGACUCAAACUGGCUUUAAGGAAAAGGGCAAUUGAUUGGCCCUUGUCACUAGAAUAUUCCGAGGGGGAAGCUUUAGGUGUGACUGGAUUUGGGAUCUGGAAGUUAGCACCGAGAUGUUGUCAGUCUCUCUCUGUCUUUCUCUGUCCCUUCCCAUCCCCCCGUCCCUCUACGCAUCCACCUGCAGUCUCUGCUUUCCUUUGGGUCACCCCCGCCAGACCCCAUCUCUCCCCCGCAAAACCCCUGGCUCUG